Messenger RNA from Aspergillus clavatus NRRL 1, 1980 nucleotides. Its product is annotated as putative HET domain protein. NCBI's taxonomy places the organism in Eukaryota, Fungi, Ascomycota, Eurotiomycetes, Eurotiales, Aspergillaceae. The coding region runs from base 1 to 1980 and encodes 659 amino acids. The record is from RefSeq and is a predicted model, not a curated record. The transcript has 2 exons.
AUGACUCUAUGCGAAAUCUGUAACUCUCUCAGCUUUGAAGAAGACAAGUCCGGUCUAAUCGGGACCCAACUGGGCGCCUUCAAAGAAAUUCAGGCGAGAGCGGCUGAUGGCUGCGACGCCUGUAGAUUCUUCAAGAAUGUGCUGCAGACUUCAAGUCGCUGGAGAACAAAACUCGACGAGCUCUCCGAACGAGUAAUCUUCCUCGAUAGUCUUCGUCUUGACGCAAGAAGACCAACCGCAAUUAAUUCCUGCGUGUACUCCGUGGAUGACCUGUGCUUGGACCUCUGUGUUUCGGAAGAUCAUGAGGGGCCCCGAGACGAGGACGUGGAUUGUGUUCGACGUAUUCCAGUCAAUUCUGAAGAUGAAAAGUGCCUUGCGCAGAUUCGAUCUUGGAGUGCCGAGUGUGCUACCCAUGACAGCUGCACAAAUGCAACUGCUGUGCCUCUGCCACAAAGAAUCAUUAAAAUCUCGCCAGAUCCGACGGUUGCGCCUUGGUUGUGCUCAUCAAAUGGUAGAUCAGGUGCCUACGUGAUUCUGAGCUACUGUUCCGAUGAUAUUCAUUCAACUCAGGAGGAACUAGGAGACAGCGAUUCUACCAUCCUGGAUGUGGAUUCACUGCCUAGGACCAUGGUAGAUGGAAUUGAUGUCGCCCGUCGAUUAGGAUAUCGAUAUCUAUGGAGUCGGACCCUCUGCAUCUCCAGAGAUGACUGGGAAAAAGACCCAGCUAAGGUAGUAUCUAUCUACGGCCAAGCAGCCCUGAUGCUUGUAGCAACAGCCGGGGAAGACGCGAGUUCAGGGCUUUUUCAUGACAGACAGGUCUACUAUUCUCCUGCACUUGGUCACCAGAAAGACAGGUACCUUCGUCAGAAGCAUCUGCGAUGGACAUCAUAUAUAGAAGAGUCAGCAGUGGCGAAACGUGGAUGGGGGAUUGUUGAAAGGAUGCUGACUCCUCGUAUUGCCCACUUCACAAAGCACCAGUUGAUCUGGGAGUGUUCAUCAGGCUUCCAAUUCGAAGCUUCCGGGAUCCUCGACAGCAAAACAGGCUCUGGACAGGCUAGACAGCACUAUGCCAAAAAGGUCGUUCAGCCGUACAUCGAUGACUUCAUUCAGGGCCGGGAUAAGGACACCAGGAGCAUUGGUAAGGGUGCAGAACAAGUGGCACGACUUGAGGCCUGGCAUCGCUGUGUCAAUGCAUAUUCAGGUGGUUCGGUCACUGUACCAUCGGACAAGCUGCUCAUCAUGGCCCCUCUUGCAUAUGUAUUUAACGACGGAACUCUGGGCGAGUACCUAGCAGGUACCUGGAGCAAAGAGAUAGCCUUCGGGCUGGCAUGGGCUCGGCCCUACUUCCUUCUACGACCAACAUCUCAGUACAGAGCACCUAGCUGGAGCUGGGCCAGUAUCGAUGGCACUGUUGACUCACUCUGUUUAUCGUGGCCAGAGGAUUUAAUGCAAGGGCAUGCCGACAAUCCAUUUUGGAUUAAAAGAUACCAACCCCGGCUGGUCUCUCACCACAUGAUACUCGCCGACCCAUCUCGCCCUCACGGGGUUCUACAAGAGGGCUCGCAUAUUGUCAUCGAGGGUUCGUGCAUUGGGGUUCAGAAGUUAACAGGGGCUUUGUUUGAUCAGGACGCGUUCCACGUUACAAUGGUCCUUGACCAGUCACAGAUGUUUGAUUGUCCGUGUUGUAGCCCCAGGCCCGAGGAGACUCAGCGGGCAGACCUCGCCGAGUUUAACAGCCAGAUUCAACACCAUGUUUGCAUGAUAGUGCAAGGAGACGCAUGGAGGGUGCAAGAAUCAUGGAGCGCUGAGCGAGGAUUCUGUGAUCUCCUGGUUCUGAAAACCACAGAGAGAGGCGAUGCUUUCGCAAGGGUUGGAUUUUUCCGGCUCCAGAAAAAAGCAGUGUGGGGCGAGGAGAAAGUUGAUUCCCAUGCUAUUUUUGAUGCUUUGCCCUGGGAAAGAAGGGAAUUGAAGCUGGUUUGA